This is a messenger RNA of Chlorocebus sabaeus (green monkey), 2091 nucleotides long. The record is from RefSeq and is a predicted model, not a curated record. Lineage: Eukaryota; Metazoa; Chordata; Mammalia; Primates; Cercopithecidae.
GCAGGACAGACAUUCUCGGGGACAACUUUGCCAGGCCAUGUGCUCGUCCCCCUUAGGAAGGAAGAGGGAGAAAUCCCUGCGGCUCGGUUUUGUUCCAAUGGUCUGCUCAGCGAGUGAUUCCCGUUUCCCCAAAGGCUGCCCCUCAUUAGCAUGAACGGGGGUGGGGGUGUGGAGAAGGGGUUGGGGGAGAGAAAGCAAGCAAAAGCCCAGGCUCACUUUUAGAGCCUGGGAACCCUGUCUGCAAAAAUGACAGCUAGAGCUUUCUGGCUCCUCUGUUUGAUCGUCGGAUCAUCCCCCGAAGCACCGGUGGCGGAGAGAAAAACCUCGCCGCCGCACAGCAGAAAGCCAGACUCCCGCGGCUUUCCGAGCGCGGAGGAGACACCGGGGCCCCGCGCGCAGCCGCUCCCUGAGGCCCCGCGGCGGCCGCGCGCGGCCGAGGACGCCCCCGCCGCCCGCCCCUGGCCUGACCCGCGGCGCCGGAAGCCCCCGCCGCUGGCCGACAACCAGGCCAGCUUCCGGGAGGCCGCACGCGCGCCCGCUGGCCCGCCGGGUCCGCGCCUGGCGCAAGCCGAGAACCGCGCGUCGCCGCGCCGCGGGCCCGCGCCGGAGGACGCCCCGCGACGCGCGCGCUCGCGGGCUCUGCGCUUCCCGGCCGCCCGGCUGCCCGCGCGCGCUGCCGAGGGCUCCGCUGGCCACGCCCAUCCCAACCGGCCGCGCGCCGCCGCGCUGUCUCUCAGCCCGGCGCCCGCGCCUGCGCCGCUGCCGCGCUUCACCAGCUUCGGCCUCGCCUCGCUGCAGAGGGACGCGGAGCCCGGCGCCGGCCCUGCGCGCGCCUGCUGAUCCGACCCAACAACUCGUAAUGCUCUUCUCCAACUGUUUUUCUUAAACAGCGGUGAACGGAUCGUGCACGACGUGGACGUGCUGGGCGCGGGCAUCCGGCUGGUGACUCUGCUGGUGGAUCGGGACGGGCUGUACAAGAUGAACUACCUGUAUCUCACCCUGACGGCUUCUUCUUCCGUGAGUCCACAUAAAGGCCCUGACUCUCCCAGCUGCAAUAAGCCACACUAUGAAUUAAUGUUCUGGUUAUUUUGUCCAGGCAGCAGGUAUAUUGUGAUGGGCCACAUCUACCAUAAGAGACGGCAGCUCCCUACAGCUCUGCUCCAGGUCCUGAGAGGCCGCCUCCGACCAGGGGAUGGACUGCUGAGGAGCAGCAGCAGCUAUGUGAAAAGGUUUAACCGAAAAAGGGAAGGGCAAAUUCAAGGUGCAAUUCAUACCCAAUGCAUUUGAAACAACCAUCCUGGCAUUUCUGGACCACAAGAGACUUGGACAUCAGCAACAAGACAUGAAAGGUCUAUCUUCAUGUAAUGGGUCCUCCUUUAGAAGAGAGGCCGCAGCUACUUUGUGAAUGACUUGCAUAGUUGCAACUGUAAUCUCGAAGGUGUCACUUUGUUAUUUACAAGAUCUUCUUAAAUGGGCUGCUCCUGAGCUCAGUGUAAAGGUUAUUUAACUGUAGUGCCAGUGAUUUACACAGCUCAGAGAAUUGACCUGUCCAGGUAACAGAUCACUGCUUCAUACGUUUUUAAAUUAUUUUAAUUUAAUAUUCUUUAGUAGAAAUAGUCCACAAAAACAUUUUCUUGAAUUUAAAUAUACAACUUUUAUAUCAUGUAUCAAACCAGAUUUUAUAUUCAAACUAUCACAUUUUAAAUUCUGUCCAGAACAGUAAGCGCACUAGUCAAAAGACAUCUAUGUUUGAAAUGUCAUUUAGAUCAAACACAAGGGUCAAAGCCCAGGCCAAGUAUUAAAGUUUUACACUUAAAGAGUACUAAAGGGCCAGUGUGCACAUGGGUAGAUUAAAAAAAUAAAUAAAAAAUAGUGCUAAAGGGCUUACUUCAGGCAAAAGUGUUCCUGAUGUACCAAAAAAUAAGAUAUAGUUUAUUUUCAUGCCUCCCUGCUCCUGAUAAUGUAUGUUUUGUGCUGAACUGGCAGCUAUCCCAAUGUGAAAUGUAUUCUGGAUGUAUCUGAUGUCAUUUUUCUCUUAAGACCAAGUAUAAUGUUUGUUUGUAAAGCAGUAAAUCUUGCCUUGAAAUCAGA